UAACUGAAGUAUAUUUGCACGCUCGCCUUCCUCUCUUCUAAUGAAUCCCUCCACCAAAGAAGACGAGACGAGACGCCGAGGGAAGCAGCUAUUGAGCGCCGGUACGAUACUUCCUUAUGAAGAGAAGGUUAUAAGAUGAACAGUAUUUCAAAUCUAUUCUCUAUUCUUCAUUUGGAUGCUGAGGAUGACAAAGAACAAAUAGCCUCUCUUUCUGUUGCCAAGGAUGAAACCCAUGCCAAAAAGUCAGAUGUAACUAAGGGAAAAGGCCAAACAUCAGGAAAAAAUAAAAGUUCAAAAGAUGAUAGAUUGCAACAACAAACCCUUCCAUCAUCAUCGGGUGACUACAAAAUGCCCCUUGUGUGGAUUGACUUGGAAAUGACAGGUUUGAGUAUUGAAGUUGAUCGGAUAUUGGAGAUUGCUUGUGUCAUAACAGAUGGUAAUUUAACCAAAUCAGUUGAUGGUCCAGAUUUGGUUAUCAAACAAACAAAGGAGUGCUUGGAUAAUAUGGGGGAAUGGUGUCGUGAACAUCAUGGAGCUAGUGGUUUGACAGAGAGAGUUCUACGAAGCACAAUAACAGAGGUGGAUGCAGAAAAACAGGUUAUAGACUUUGUGAAGAAGCAUGUAGGUGGACAUACCCCACAAUUGGCUGGAAAUUCUGUUUAUGUGGAUUUUCUGUUCUUGAAGAAAUAUAUGCCUUCUCUGGCUGUUAUCUUUCCUCACACACUAGUUGAUGUUAGUAGUGUUAUGGCUUUGUGCAUCCGUUGGUUUCCAAAAGAGAAGAGGAGGGCACCUGCAAAGGAGAAAAGGCAUAGAGCUAUGGAUGACAUAAAGGAGAGCAUAAGGGAACUAAAAUACUACAAGGAAGCCAUUUUCAAAGCACCAAACAGGGCCAGACAGUAAUUAACUAGUGAUUGCUGUGUCAUAAUAUUAGAUCUCUUUAUCUUAGGUAUUCAAGAAAUGUAUCCUUGAAAGCAUGUGACUUUUUAUCAAGAUGAUCAACUAAUAUUUAGUUGCAAUUGUUCCCAGUUCUCACUAUUUCAUACAAAGUGGUAAUCUAAGAUUACUGUGUGUGUUUCUUCCAAAA
This is a messenger RNA of Musa acuminata subsp. malaccensis (wild Malaysian banana), 1084 nucleotides long. Its product is annotated as oligoribonuclease. The record is from RefSeq and is a predicted model, not a curated record. Gene Ontology annotation, cellular component: mitochondrion. Gene Ontology annotation, molecular function: 3'-5'-RNA exonuclease activity; nucleic acid binding. NCBI's taxonomy places the organism in Eukaryota, Viridiplantae, Streptophyta, Magnoliopsida, Zingiberales, Musaceae.